AUAAAAUCUAAAUUGAAGUCAAUUUGGGAUAAUUUUGCGAAAAUGAUUCCCAAAAGAAUUCUGUUGAGUUCAGUGGACUCGUGCUUUAAUGAAGUCUCGAAGAUAUCAAUCGAAUCGUUGUGCGAAUUAAUGGCUCUAUUAAAGCAAACAUUUGAAGACAUUAGCUCUAAGGGCGACGUUCAGAACAUCCAGAAGUUUGUCAAAAAUCUAUUGCUCAAGACAUUGGACGUCAGGAAUAUGAACCGAAACAGCGCUGAGUCCACACAAAUUGAUAGUUUGGAGAACUCAUGCAAUGAGACAUUCUGUGCACUCAUUCCUAAAAUGACUGAAAUUACAUUUCGACCGCUUUUUUAUAAGCUGAAUCCCUAA
Messenger RNA from Oppiella nova, 369 nucleotides. The record is from the annotation of a GenBank genome assembly. Lineage: Eukaryota; Metazoa; Arthropoda; Arachnida; Sarcoptiformes; Oppiidae.